Anolis sagrei ordinatus is the source of this 3579-nucleotide messenger RNA. It is a transcript of the gene CNOT3, whose product is annotated as CCR4-NOT transcription complex subunit 3. Gene Ontology annotation, biological process: regulation of stem cell population maintenance; nuclear-transcribed mRNA poly(A) tail shortening; regulation of DNA-templated transcription. The record is from RefSeq and is a predicted model, not a curated record. Gene Ontology annotation, cellular component: CCR4-NOT core complex; nucleus; P-body. Lineage: Eukaryota; Metazoa; Chordata; Lepidosauria; Squamata; Anolidae.
CGGAGAAGGGGGGAGGCUGCCGCCAUCUUGGAUGCCGCGGAGCCCGAGAGAGGGGGGAGCGAGAGUGAGAGAGAGAGAGGGAAAAAGAGAGAGAGAGCCAAAGAGGCCCGGAGUCGCCGGAACCUGGCUGGAAAGACAGCAAGCGCCCAGGGGCCACUAGCAUUGACGCUCUAUAAAGUAUGAAGAGAGCCCCUCUAUAGUAAAGGAAACAUGGCAGAUAAGAGGAAGCUACAAGGUGAGAUUGAUCGGUGUUUGAAAAAGGUGGCAGAAGGUGUGGAGCAGUUUGAAGAUAUCUGGCAGAAGCUCCACAAUGCAGCUAAUGCAAACCAGAAGGAGAAAUAUGAAGCCGAUCUGAAAAAGGAGAUUAAAAAACUCCAGAGACUGAGGGACCAGAUCAAGACAUGGGUUGCAUCCAAUGAGAUCAAAGACAAAAGGCAGCUAAUAGACAACAGGAAACUCAUUGAGACGCAAAUGGAGAGGUUCAAGGUAGUCGAGCGUGAGACCAAGACGAAAGCCUACUCCAAGGAAGGGCUGGGCUUGGCGCAGAAAGUAGACCCAGCUCAGAAGGAAAAGGAGGACGUUGGGCAGUGGUUGACGAAUACAAUAGAUACCUUGAACAUGCAAGUGGAUCAGUUUGAGAGUGAAGUGGAGUCUCUUUCUGUCCAGACACGUAAGAAGAAAGGAGAUAAGGAUCAGAAGCAAGACCGGAUAGAAGGGCUGAAGCGGCACAUUGAGAAGCACCGGUACCACAUUCGGAUGCUGGAGACGAUUUUGCGCAUGCUGGACAAUGACUCCAUUAAUGUGGACUCCAUCCGAAAGAUCAAGGAUGAUGUGGAGUACUAUGUAGACUCCUCACAGGACCCCGACUUUGAAGAAAAUGAGUUCCUUUAUGAUGACCUCGACUUAGAAGACAUUCCACAGGCCCUGGUAGCCACUUCCCCACCCAGCCACAGCCACAUGGAGGAUGAGAUGUUCAAUCAGUCCAGCAGUACACCCACAUCCACCACGUCCAGCUCCCCAAUCCCACCCAGUCCUGCAAAUUGUACGACGGAGAACUCUGAAGAUGAUAAGAAACGAGGACGGUCAACGGACAGUGAAGUAAGUCAGUCCCCGGCGAAGAACGGUUCAAAAAGCCUCCACAACAACCACCAUCAGCCACCUCCCCCGAUCCCUCCUAGCUACCCGAUGGGCAGCAGCUCCAGCACCUCAUCUUCCUUGGGGAAUGGGCCUGGCUCCAACAGCAACGGGGCUGUGGCUGGCAGCGGGAAUGCAACCAGCAAAGCUAACCCUCCGGCAGGGCACGCACCCACCACCCCGACCCCUUACGCCCAGGCUGUGGCACCCCCGCCCACCAGCACCAACGCCUCCCAGCCCCGGCCUUCCAGCACCCAGCAAAACGCCAGCAAGCAGAACGGGGCAACCAGUUACAGCUCCGUAGUAGCUGACAGCAGUUCAGAUUCGACACUAAGCAGCAGCAGCCAGUCGUUGCCGAACCAGACAGUGUCGCACAACCCGCCCAGCGCUUCCACGAAGGAGCCCAGCGCAGCUCCUCAGCCACCAAAUAGUGGCAACAGCACUGGAUCCAGCCUCCUGGUGCCUCUGACUGCCAACCCGCCUGCCUCACCCACACCCAGUUUUUCUGACAGCAAGCCUGCCCAGACCCUGCUCAACGGGCCUCCCCAGUUCAGCUCCACGCCUGAAAUUAAGGCACCUGAGCCUCUAAGUACGUUGAAAUCUAUGGCUGAGAGGGCAGCUAUCAGCUCUAGUAUAGAAGACCCUGUGCCAUCGCUUCACCUUGCCGAAAGGGAUCUUUGGUCAGAAAUCACGCUUCCUGCAGGACCACUUUGGAGGACAGCUGAUAUCUUAAUCACGAGCACGACCUCCCAGCCAGCCUCCAACCAGCCCCCCAUCCAGCUAUCUGAGGUGAACAUUCCCCUCUCGCUUGGGGUGUGCCCUCUGGGGCCUGUGCCUCUCACCAAGGAGCAGCUCUACCAACAGGCCAUGGAGGAGGCCGCCUGGCACCACAUGCCUCAUCCCUCUGACUCAGAAAGAAUCCGGCAAUACCUUCCUCGGAAUCCUUGCCCAACCCCUCCGUACCACCACCAGAUGCCUCCCCCACACUCCGACACCGUGGAGUUCUACCAGCGCCUCUCCACAGAGACCCUUUUCUUCAUUUUCUACUAUUUGGAGGGCACGAAGGCACAGUACCUGGCAGCAAAGGCACUGAAGAAGCAGUCAUGGCGCUUCCAUACAAAGUACAUGAUGUGGUUCCAGCGGCACGAAGAACCCAAGACGAUCACAGAUGAAUUUGAGCAGGGCACUUACAUCUACUUCGACUAUGAGAAAUGGGGCCAGCGCAAAAAGGAAGGUUUCACCUUUGAAUACCGCUACCUGGAAGACCGGGACCUGCAGUGAUGCCCUGGGGCCAGCAGGAGGUGCCAAGCCUUUCUUCCAGAGACAGCUGCGGUGCGGCGAGACUCCAUCUUCCCGCCUCCCGCACAUCACGAUCCUGGGGGGACGGGGGCCAGCCGCACGUUUAAAAAAUGCAUGCAAGUUUUAAAAGUGACCGCGGGACGGAGGAGGGGCAGCGGCAGCGGGGUUCUCCUCUGCCUUUAUUUCCCAUGUUCUCUUCUGCCUGCAAGGUGUAUGAAGAGGUCAGGAAAAAAGUGGGGAAAUGCUCUUCAUGUGCAUCACAUUUGGGUGCGAAAGUGGAGAUUAAAAAAAAAAAUUUUUUUUUGAGAAUCUCACCGAAGAAGUGACUUUCCCCAAAUCUCCAUUUUUGUGUGUGUCCUGAAUCAGAGAAUUUGAAUCCCAUUCCCAUUGCAGUGAACUCAACCCCACCCCAUCCAGUUUGCUUUUUUCCACUUUUAGGCAUAGACCUCACACCUUAUUUGGCUACCAUAAUGUGCCCUAGUGAUAUUAAGGCAUAGAGCCCCAUAACAACUUCUGGUGUUGGGAACAUCUCAUGGUGAGUUUACUCCAAACUGAGCCCAUUUGUUAUGGCUGAAAAUGACAAAAAUGCAAAUAACAAAUUGGUUAUAAAUUGUAGAAGCUAGCCUGAAAGGAGAGCCCUGCAACAAAUAUUUUUGAUGGACAGGCAAAGUCUGUUGCCAGUAGAAGAACUGCGAUAACGUUCACUUCCUUUUGUUAAGGGGUAUUCUUGGGGAGUAUGAAAUGUCCACCAUCCCCUCAUAUCUCCUGAUUUAGAAGAGUCCUGAAAUUUCUUUUCCCGACUGAACUUGGAUUUAGCCAAGUCUACUCUCCCACAAGCUGCUGCUUCUCUUUCUUUUUCCCCCUUUCCAAAAAACGUUGUCAUCGCCCCGAAUUUGGUAUGAGCUCGUAUGUAUUCUGCUGCUCCUCCCACAGAGAGCCCUCCCCCUUGAUGACUUGCAAUUUAUUCCAAAUUGGAGGGGAAAGAUUUGGGGAAACCCAGGGGGAGGUGGGAAGAUUGCUACGUUCCUCCCAUCUCCUUAACCAUCCCCCUGAACUGGAGCACCCUGCCCACGCCGCUGUUAAGAUAUUUUUUCGUAAGCCUAUUUUCGUUUUGGAAAAUAUUUAUGAAUAAAUAGUUUUAUAUGA